AUGGCUUUCGGUGAUCGCGGAGGUCGUGGCGGCGGAGCCCGUGGUGGUGGACGUGGCGGAUUCGGUGGCGGACGUGGCGGCGCUGGUGGUGGCCGCGGUGGCUUCGGUGGCGGUCGUGGUGGUGCCGCUGGUGGCCGUGGUGGCUUCGGCGGUGGCCGUGGUGCUCCCGGUGGCCGCGGUGGUCCUGGUGGCCGUGGUGGCGGACGUGGUGCUCCUGGCGGCCGUGGCCGUGGUGCUCCUGGUCGUGGCGGUCGUGGUGGUGCUCGUGGCGGCGGAAAGCCCGGUGCCCGUGGUGGUUCCAACGUCAUCGUCAAGCCUCACCGACACGCCGGUAUCUUUGUCGCCGAGGGCAAGGAGAUGCUCCUCGUCACCAAGAACAUCGCCCCCGGCGAGUCGGUCUACGGCGAGAAGCGCAUCUCGGUCGAGACGCCCGGUGCUGGCGCUGACGGCACCACUGCCAAGACCGAGUACCGUGUCUGGAACCCCUUCCGAUCCAAGCUUGCCGCCGGUGUGCUCGGCGGUCUGGACAACAUCCACAUCGCGCCAGGCAAGAAGGUGCUCUACCUCGGUGCUGCCAGCGGUACCUCGGUCUCGCACGUUGCCGACCUGGUCGGUCCCGAGGGCAUCGUCUACGCCGUCGAGUUCUCGCACCGUUCGGGUCGUGACCUGAUCAACAUGGCCAAGAAGCGCACCAAUGUCAUCCCCAUCGUCGAGGACGCUCGUCACCCGCACAAGUACCGCAUGCUCGUCGGCACCGUCGACGUCAUCUUUGCCGACGUUGCCCAGCCAGACCAGGCGCGUAUCGUGGCGCACAACGCCGAGUCGUUCCUCAAGAACGAGGGCCACGCACUCAUCUCGAUCAAGGCCAGCUGUAUCGACUCGACAGCACCCGCCGAGGCAGUCUUCGCCGCCGAGGUCAACAAGUUGAAAGGCAUGAAGUUCAAGCCCCGCGAGCAGCUUACGCUCGAGCCAUACGAGCGUGACCACGCCAUGCUCGUCGCCCAGUACCAGCGCCACAAGGCAUAG
Messenger RNA from Moesziomyces antarcticus, 1026 nucleotides. RefSeq names its product fibrillarin. Gene Ontology annotation, cellular component: nucleolus; small-subunit processome; box C/D methylation guide snoRNP complex. The coding region runs from base 1 to 1026 and encodes 341 amino acids. Gene Ontology annotation, biological process: box C/D sno(s)RNA 3'-end processing; rRNA methylation. Lineage: Eukaryota; Fungi; Basidiomycota; Ustilaginomycetes; Ustilaginales; Ustilaginaceae. The transcript has 2 exons. The record is from RefSeq and is a predicted model, not a curated record. Gene Ontology annotation, molecular function: histone H2AQ104 methyltransferase activity; RNA binding; rRNA methyltransferase activity.